AACCUCCUAGUUGUUCUUUAAUUUAAGUGACAAGUACUAACUAAAAAGGGAAGGUGGCAACGAAAUCAAUAUGAAGAUAAAGUUUGUUGUUGUUGAUAAGUUCGUUGGUGUCUAAAACUUAAAAGCUUCUUAUUCUACAGUAUUCAAAAUAAUGUAAUGUAUCUACAAUUUGAUUUUUUGGACAUGAACUUUGAACAUGAAACUGUUAGCCUAUGGUGAAUUGGAUACAAAGUAGCAUACAUUGUUAAUAUUAUACUACUAAUUAUUUUCAUUUGAAGCCCAGCAUUUCAUAAAGAUUCAUGUUCAUUAUGGGAGAGUCUGAAAAUAUUUCGAUUUCAUUGGACACAACCCUCCUGAGAAAACAAUUCAUUCAAGGGUUGAAUGGAUCAACUAUGAGUGAUGUAAUUAUAUUUUCCUCACAAUUCCCUUUACUGACUUUUGUUGCUGUAUCAUUUGAAUUUUUUACCCUAAAGAAGCUGCAACUGACCUCCUUCAAAAUAAGUAAUACUCCCAAAAGUCUCUAUAGCUCUAUUUUUGUUUAUUUGCUAGAAACUCUGAUGAUUGUUUUGCCUGUAACCGCAAUGUUCACAUUUUUCUCAGCUUACAUUAAUAUUUUUUUCUUUGUCAUGGUUGGUUUGAUCACUGCAAUUGUGAUUUCAUGUGUGUCAAGUGUGGACGAUAAUGUUUUGUAUUGGAAACUAACAAAUUUGAAACAGGAGUUGAUGUAUAAAGAAAUAAGUUGCAAGAAGCAGCUUUAUAUAACAUACUUCAGAUCAUUUGUGUUAUUAGUAACAGCCGUUUCAAUCUUAGGGGUGGACUUUCACAUAUUCCCCCGUAGAUUUGCGAAAACUGAAACUUAUGGUGUAUCAUUAAUGGAUAUAGGCGUUGGUAUGUUUGUGAUUUCAAAUGCACUCGUUGAAAAACAAACAUCAGGCACAUUUACUUGGAAAAAGACUGUGAUGUCAAGUUUAGUACUUUUAUCCAUAGGCAUUAUGAGAUGUUUAUUGAUACAAAAUCUUGAUUAUCAAAUGCAUGUUUCUGAAUAUGGUAGACACUGGAACUUUUUUAUUACGUUAGCGUUUACAAAAUUACUAUCUACCUUGUUUUGUAUUACUUUUAGAGGUCAUAGUUUGGUGACUGGUAUAGUUUUGGUCUUAAUCCAUCAGUACUUACUCUCUCAUUCAUUAGAGUCAUUUGUAUUUGGUAACAAUGACAGAAAGAACUGGUUUACUGCUAAUAUAGAAGGAAUUGUAUCCCUAAGUGGAUAUUUAGGCCUUCAUAUGAUUGGUAUCGCAGUUGGGAAUUUUCUUAAUCCAAGAGAUAAAUACCUCCAAACUAAACACAAAAUGAAGGCAAUUCUGAUUUUCAGUGUGACAUCUGUGUUUUUGUUCUUCACAUUGUAUUACUUUGAAAGUGCAGAUAUCAAAGUUAGUAGGCGCUUAGCAAACCUACCAUAUGUUCUUUGGAUAACAGCUAUCAGUCUUGAACUACUUGUACUGUUUUUAUUAAUAGAAUUUACUUUGUAUUGGCUGUUACCUAUAGAACCACAAUAUAGAAACAAACUCUACUACAUUCUCACUCCGGUUGUGCUCGAAGGUAUUAAUUUUAAUGGAUUACUUUUUUUCUUAGUGUCCAACUUGAUCACUGGUCUAAUAAAUAUUUGCAUAGAUACAUUCAGUUCUAGUUUAUGGACAAGUUCAUUCAUACUAUUGGCUUACAUGUUUGUGGAUUGUGCCAUGGUAUUCUUUUUAUAUGUAUUCAAUAUUCGCCUGCAAUGGUAGGUCUCAGUGGGUUUUGCAAAUAUUUUCAAACAACAUAGAGACAUAAUCUUAUCUGCGUUUUUUGUGAUUAAAAUCAAAUCAAUUCAUUGUGAUUCUAAAUUAUUGAGAAUGGAAACAAAUCAUUCAAAUGCCAGCAAAACAACAAUACUAACAGUACAUAUCCGACUAUAUUUGU
Molecule: messenger RNA, 1956 nt
Organism: Macrosteles quadrilineatus (aster leafhopper)
Lineage: Eukaryota; Metazoa; Arthropoda; Insecta; Hemiptera; Cicadellidae
Exons: 1
Coding region: 300-1781 (493 amino acids)
Biological process (GO): GPI anchor biosynthetic process; protein localization to plasma membrane
Cellular component (GO): membrane; endoplasmic reticulum
Molecular function (GO): glucosaminyl-phosphatidylinositol O-acyltransferase activity
Source: RefSeq, a predicted model, not a curated record